Molecule: messenger RNA, 4908 nt
Organism: Populus nigra (black poplar)
Lineage: Eukaryota; Viridiplantae; Streptophyta; Magnoliopsida; Malpighiales; Salicaceae
Exons: 5
Coding region: 1-4908 (1635 amino acids)
Biological process (GO): DNA integration
Molecular function (GO): nucleic acid binding; RNA-DNA hybrid ribonuclease activity
Source: RefSeq, a predicted model, not a curated record
AUGCUGACUUUCAGCAUGAUAAGGAUAGAGAGUGAAGAAGAAAGCAGUGAAGUUGGGAUGAUAGGCCGUCAGGAGAAAAAAGUGGAGGUUUGUAAACUCCAACCAACUGUGGGUGGUCCACCAAAACUAAUCCUGACCAAACCUGUGUGCACAAAUAGUGGAAGUUAUGGCACAAUGCCUUACAAUUAUGGAUAUUCUUUCAACAUUAAGAAUCCUACUCCUAUCUUCCAUACUGAAAUUGAUGGUUUAACUCGAAGUGGUCGGUGUUUUACACCAGAAGAAUUGGAGAGGCAGAGAAAAGCUAAAGGAAAAGAAAUAGUUGAUGCUUUUAAAGGUAUGGAAGUGAACAAACCUAUAAGUGAAGAUGAGUCUAAUGAAUUUCUGAAGUUGAUGAAGCAUAGUGAGUAUAGUGUGGUAGAUCAGUUGAAGAAAACUCCUGCUAGAAUCUCUUUAAUGUCACUUAUCCUGAGUUCUGAAUUACACCGUAAAGCAUUACAAAAGGUGUUGAAUGAAGCAUAUGUGCCCCAAGAUAUUACUCAGGAUACAAUGGAACAUUUGGUGGGAAGAAUUCAAGCCUCUAAUUACUUAUACUUCACUGAAGAUGAGCUAGACCCGAAAGGGACUGGGCAUAACAAGCCUUUGUACAUCACCGUGAAAUGUAAGGACUGUCUGAUCGGCAAAGUGCUUGUGGAUAAUGGUUCAGCUCUGAAUGUGCUACCAAGGCAUAUGCUAGAUGAGAUGCCAAUUGAUGCUACUUAUAUGAGGCCAAGCACUAUGACAGCUAGAGCAUAUGAUGGUUCCCCUAGACAGGUAAUAGGGACCAUUGACAUUGAAUUGUUUGUAGGGCCUCAGAUGUUUUUGGUAACCCUACAAGUAAUGGAUAUACAUCCUUCAUAUAGCAUGUUAUUGGGAAGACCAUGGAUACACGCUUCUGGGGCUGUGACAUCAUCUCUACACCAAUGUCUGAAGUACAUCAUCAAUGGUACUUUAGUGAAAGUUAAGGCAGAAGAAACUUUGUCCAUGAUAAGGAAUGUGUUAGUCCCUUAUAUUGAAGCAGAAGAUUACAAAGAUGGAAAUCUCCAUGCCUUCGAGAUUGUAAACACUGAAUGGGUACCAGAGAAUACGAGGUUUGGGCUUGGUUUUAAGCCUAAGAAAGAUGAUUACAAGAGAACUGCUAGGAUUAAGCGAGAAAGAAGGUUGGCUAGAAUGGAAGGAAGAAAGCCAGAAGAAGAAGACAUUGUAAUCCCACCCAUCCAUGUUUCUUUCCCAAAGUCAGCAUAUAUAAUGAAACCUGAAAACAUGAUAGAAGUCUUGGGACAGAAACUUGCCGUCAUGGAUAUCAACAAUGUAGACGAAGGUGAAGGAAAAGGCUGGAAUUCUAAUGAUGAGCCGAAAACAACAAAAGAAGAUGAGUUGUUACCUCAGUUAACUGUCCACUCUCUAGAAGAGGCUCCAACCAAUACCUUUGUGCGAAAGCUUUCAGUUGAUGAAGUAUUCCAGAAUUGGGAGAUUGAAGAAGCCCCAGUUGUUUUCAAGAAGAAUCCUGAAAGUGAAUCCUCCAUAAAUCCACAAACAUAUUGCAUUGAAAAUGAAUGGCCAAACUUUGAUAAGGAUGUGAUUGCAAUGGAUGAAGAGGAAUGGAAUGAAGAUGAUAUGAAAGAGUUUACUAGACGGGUAGAACAGUCUGAGCAUGCUUGGAAACCUGCAAAAGAAGAAUUAGAGGUGAUAAAUGUAGGCACAGAGCAAGAUAAAAGAGAGCUAAAGAUUGGAACUCUGAUUACCACAGAAGAAAGAUGUAGUUUAAUAGUACUACUACAAGAGUAUACGGAUGUGUUUGCCUGGUCUUAUGCAGAUAUGCCUGGUCUAGACAUUGAUAUUGUAAAAUUGAGAAGAACUCGCCCGGAUAUUCUACUCAAGGUCAAAGCAGAGAUAGAGAAGCAGUGGGAUGCCGGUUUUCUAGAAGUUAUUAAAUACCCUAAAUGGGUAUCUAACAUAGUGGUAGUCCCAAAAAAGGAUGACAAAAUCAGAGUAUGUGUAGACUUCAGGGAUCUAAACAAAGCUAGUCCCAAGGAUGAUUUUCCUUUGUCUCACAUAGACGUUCUGGUGGACAAUGCUGCUAAGAGUUCAACUUAUUCCUUCAUGGACGGAUUCUCCGGGUAUAACCAGAUUAAAAUGGCUGAAGAAGAUAAAGAGAAGACCACUUUUGUCACACCAUGGGGAACAUUUUGCUACAAAGUGAUGCCAUUCAGGUUAAAGAAUGUUGGAGCCACAUAUCAAAGGGCAAUAGUGACACUUUUCCAUGAUAUGAUGCAUAAAGAGAUUGAAGUGUAUGUGGAUGAUAUGAUUGCCAAGUCUAAGAAUGGAGAAGAUCAUGUUCAGGUUCUAAGAAAAUUAUUUGAUAGACUAAGGAAGUAUCAGUUGAAGCUGAAUCCUGCAAAAUGCUCAUUUGGGGUAAAGUCUGGAAAGUUGCUGGGAUUUGUGAUAAGCAAUAAAGAAAUAGAGGUCGAUCCUGAUAAAGUGAAAGCAAUUCAGGCUAUGACAAUUCCUAAAACUGAGAAAGAAGUAAGAGGCUUCUUAGGACGUUUGAACUACAUCGCUCGAUUCAUAUCUCAGUUAACAACAACAUGUGAGCCAAUCUUUCGAUUACUUCGAAAAAAGAAUCCUGGUACAUGGGACAAAGACUGUCAAGAGGCUUUUGACAAAAUAAAGCAAUACUUACAGAAUCCACCUUUGUUAGUGCCACCUGUGCUUGAAAGACCUUUGAUCUUGUAUUUGACAGUAACCGAGGUAGCAAUGGGUUGUGUGUUAGGACAACAUGAUGAGUCUGGAAGAAAGGAGCAAGCUAUCUAUUAUCUGAGUAAGAAGUUUACCGAUUGUGAAUCCAGAUAUACUAUGACUGAGAAGCUAUGUUAUGCCCUUGUGUGGAGUACGAAGCGUCUUCGACAAUAUAUGUUGUAUUAUACCACCUGGUUGAUCUCAAAAAUGGAUCCGCUUAAGUACAUCUUUGAGAAACCUUACUUGUCAAGCCGAAUAGCAAGGUGGCAAGUAAUGUUGGCAAAGUAUGACAUUGUAUACAAGACAAGAACAUCUGUAAAGGGAAGUGUAAUUGCUGAUCAUUUAGCAGAUAAUGCUAUCAAAGAUUAUGAGCCUUUGAAAUUUGACUUCCCGGAUGAGGAUGUGUUGAUAGUCGAAGAAGACAAAGAGAAGAAUGAUUGGUGGAUCAUGUAUUUUGAUGGGGCAGUGAAUGUAUCUGGCAAUGGAGCAGGGGCUGUGAUAAUCUCACCUGAUAAGAAGCAAUAUCCCAUCUCAAUCAAGCUACAAUUUGAAUGUACUAACAAUACUGCUGAAUAUGAGGCUUGUAUCCUUGGCUUAGAAGCUGCUUUAGAGAUGAAGAUAAAGAAGCUUGAUGUCUACGGGGAUUCAAUGUUAAUAAUCUGUCAAGUGAAAGGCGAAUGGCAGACCAAAGAAGAAAAAUUGAUACCCUAUCAACAAUAUCUCUCAAAACUGACUGAGGGCUUUGAUGAGAUAGAUUUUACCCAUAUGGGAAGAGACAAAAACCAGUUUGCUGAUGCUUUGGCAACCUUAGCUUCUAUGGCCAAAACUGAUUACGGCAUCAGGGUACAACCAAUCUGCAUUGAGAUUAGAAAUUUUCCAGUUCAUUGUUGUUCAAUUGAAGGAGAAGUAGAUGGGAACCCAUGGUUUUAUGACAUCAAGCGGUUUAUCCAAUAUCAAGAGUAUCCCUUGGGGGCAUCUAAAGCAGAUAUGAAGACCUUGAGAUGGUUAGCCAUGGAAUUUUACCUGGAUGGAGAAAUUCUAUAUAAAAGAUCAUUCAAUGAGACUUUACUAAGAUGUCUAGAUGAAAUCGAAGCUAAGGUAGCAUUGCAAGAAAUUCAUGAAGGAAUUUGUGCAACUCAUGCAAGUGGGCAUAUGAUGGCCAGACAACUGCAACGAUCUGGAUACUUCUGGAUGAGCACGGAGAAAGAUUGCAUUGAUUAUGUAAGAAAAUGCCAUAAAUGUCAGGUGUAUAGUGAUAAGAUAAAUGCACCUCCAGCUCCUUUGUUCAAUAUGACAUCACCAUGGCCAUUUGCAAUGUGGGGAAUAGAUGUGAUUGGCCCAAUCAACCCAAAAGCCAGUAAUAGGCAUCAAUUUAUCUUAGUAGCCAUUGAUUAUUUCACAAAGUGGGUGGAGGCCAGCUCUUAUGCUCAUGUAACUCAAAAGGUGGUCAAGUGUUUCAUUGAGAAAGAUUUGAUUUGUCGGUAUGGUUCACCGGAGAAGAUAGUGACCGACAACGCCCAAAAUUUUAAUGGGAAAAUAAUCACAGAAUUGUGUGUGAAAUGGAAAAUUAAACACUCAAACUCGUCUCCUUACAGACCGAAGAUGAAUGGUGCUGUCGAAGCUGCAAACAAGAAUAUCAAGAAGAUUAUCCAGAAGAUGGUAGUCACUUAUAAGGAUUGGCAUGAGAUGCUUCCCUUUGCUCUACAUGCGUAUCGCACAGCAGUAAGGACAUCUACUGGAGCUACACCUUACUCAUUAGUAUUUGGGAUGGAAGCGGUGAUGCCUUUGGAAGUAGAAAUUCCAUCUUUGAGAGUACUAAUAGAAUCUGAACUAGAAGAAGCUGAAUGGGCUAAAGUGAGAUACGAGCAGCUAAACAUGAUAAGUGAGAAGAGGUUGGCUGCAAUUUGUCAUCACCAGUUAUACCAAAGAAGGAUGGCCAAAGCAUAUGACCGGAAAGUCCGACCAAGGGAAUUCAAAGAAGGGGAUCUUGUACUAAGAAAAAUCUUACCAUUACCAAGUGAGGAUAGAAGCAAGUGGGCACCAAACUAUGAAGGCCCGCUAGCAGUUGGACCUAACACCAUUGAGUCCUGCACGGCAGCUGAACGCAAAGACCCAAUAGAACUUUUUGGGUAA